Molecule: messenger RNA, 786 nt
Organism: Colletotrichum chrysophilum
Lineage: Eukaryota; Fungi; Ascomycota; Sordariomycetes; Glomerellales; Glomerellaceae
Exons: 1
Coding region: 1-786 (261 amino acids)
Source: RefSeq, a predicted model, not a curated record
AUGAUCACUCCCAAGUCUCUCGCUGCCAGUGCUUUGGCCCUUCUCCCCUUCGCUGUCCAAGCCACAUACCCUUUCUACAACCCCGGCACUCUGCCUGGCAACUGGGACGCCUCUCGCGCAGAGCAUGAUGGGACAGUUCAACAAGUCACCAACGUCGUAUACAAAGGUACCACAGCCCUCAAGAUGACGCAAACCUACGACGCGUCUUAUACCGGCCGAUACCACUCCGAGGUAGACGUCUCGAACGGCUAUACUCGUGGCGACGAGCGCUUCUACGGCUUCGCUUUUCGCUUGUCGGAGAGCUGGUCUUUCGAAGGGACGCAGUCUUACAACAUCGCUCAGUUCAUUGCCAAUCGUCCCGGCGCUGGUUGCGGCGAUGACGACUGGAUGCCCUCGUCCAUGCUCUGGCUCAAGGGCACUCAACUCACAACACGCAUUGUCAGCGGACAAUACACCAGUCCGAACUGCAUCCGCAACUUUUCUGAGUUUGGCAACCUUGCCACCGUCUCUGCUGGAGCAUGGCACACGGUCGUCAUUCAGGCGCGAUGGAAUAGCGACAACACGGGCUUCUACAAGAUCUGGUUCGAUGGGGCCAAGGUGCUUGAGAAGUACGAUGUUGCUACAACGAUUAGCAACGACAACAGCAAAUUCGCAUUCCGUGUCGGCUUAUACGCAAACAGCUGGCAUGAUGAUAAGAAGAUGGUUGGGAGCCAGGCAUUUCGACAAAUCUGGUUUGAUGAAGUUUCUGUCGACUCUACUUACAAGGCCGUCGAUCCCGCUCAAUAA